Aspergillus caelatus is the source of this 534-nucleotide messenger RNA. Its product is annotated as peptide chain release factor family protein. Gene Ontology annotation, biological process: translational termination. The record is from RefSeq and is a predicted model, not a curated record. The coding region runs from base 1 to 534 and encodes 177 amino acids. The transcript has 2 exons. Gene Ontology annotation, molecular function: translation release factor activity. Gene Ontology annotation, cellular component: mitochondrion. NCBI's taxonomy places the organism in Eukaryota, Fungi, Ascomycota, Eurotiomycetes, Eurotiales, Aspergillaceae.
AUGCUACUACUACGAACCCUUAUCCCGCGUAAUCUCGUCCCAUAUACCAAACAAUCCGCCCCGCUUAGAUGCUUCACAACCACCGUCUACCUUACCGAUAAGCCAUUACCGCCCCGGUUGAAAAUCCACGAUGCCGAUCUGACCAUAUCAUAUCUCAAGGGCACUGGCCCUGGAGGUCAGAAGAUUAAUAAAACCAACUCUGCCGUUCAGCUCAUUCACAAACCUACCGGUCUCGUGGUGAAGUCACAGGCCACUCGCUCCCGUUCCCAGAAUGAGAAGAUCGCACGACAACUUCUCGCCGAUAAAGUGGAGCAGCUAGAGAAAGGAGACCAGAGCCGCGCAGCGAUCAAAGUUGAUCGUGCUCGGAAGAAGAAGGCUAGUAAGGUGAAGAAGAGCCGCAGAAAGUAUCGCGAAUUGGAGAAGGGCCACGAAGGAGUGCAAGAGCAGGAGGACCAUGAUGGUGAAGGCCAUCAGGAGAUGGUCGGAGAUGAGUCGUCAAAGACAGUCCCAGCGAACCAGACGCAGGACAAAUGA